AUGUUAUUCUUUAUGGUCGAUAUCGUUCGUCAUAGUCGAAGAAUAAAUUUAAACACUAAUAAAUCAAAAAGAGGUUCUCACUUGAAUAUAAAUGGUCCAGUUGGUCGUAGUGAUGUAUUAACAGCCAUUGCAAAAACAACACCGCAUCAUGAUUUAAAAUUAUUUGAUGAUCUUGAAUUAGAUGAGACACGCGACAAAAUCCAUUCUCUAAGUGAACAGCAUGUUGAUGACAAUGACAAUGGUAGUGAUUUAGAAAAAUCAUUAGAGGAUGUAUCAUCGCCAGUAAAACGAACUGUUAAUCUUCAGCGUUCGAGAAACACCGACGAUCGUCGAUCAGCAUUAGAUACAGGUGGAAUAAAUAAUCUUCGUGCAUACAUUAGACAUCGGAAAGAUAGUAUUGUACAACAUGUGAUUGGCUACAAUUACGAUGACAAGUCAACAGCCGGCGGAUUAUAUAUUAGGGUGGGAACAGGAACUCUUUCAUUAGUAUCAAUGUUGUCCGCACAAACCCGCUUAAGUGCCAAUUUAUUGCAUUAG
Didymodactylos carnosus is the source of this 537-nucleotide messenger RNA. NCBI's taxonomy places the organism in Eukaryota, Metazoa, Rotifera, Eurotatoria, Philodinida, Philodinidae. The record is from the annotation of a GenBank genome assembly.